Messenger RNA from Zootermopsis nevadensis, 2505 nucleotides. RefSeq names its product signal recognition particle 72 (gene Srp72). The record is from RefSeq and is a predicted model, not a curated record. Gene Ontology annotation, cellular component: signal recognition particle, endoplasmic reticulum targeting. Gene Ontology annotation, biological process: SRP-dependent cotranslational protein targeting to membrane. Gene Ontology annotation, molecular function: 7S RNA binding; ribosome binding; protein binding. Lineage: Eukaryota; Metazoa; Arthropoda; Insecta; Blattodea; Termopsidae.
UAUGGCUACUACAAAGGAAAGUAAUUUAAGUGCUCUGUAUGUUGAAUUAAAUCGUUUCGCACAAAACGGAGAAUAUGAAAGGGCGCUAAAGACAGCUAAUAAAAUUCUUCAGCAAUUUCCUGGUGAGGAAAAGGCAUUCCACUGUAAGGUUGUAUGCUUCAUACAGCUGUCAAGAUUCCAAGAUGGGUUGAAAGCUAUUUUAAACCAACCAAAAUUUUCCCAGGAGUUGGUAUUUGAAAAGGCAUACUGUCAAUACAGACUAAAUCAGCCACAUGAUGCACUUAAGACUCUGAAUGCUGCUACAUCUUUGUCAUCGCAGUUGAAGGAACUAAAAGCUCAAAUUUUGUACCGGCUUGAAAGAUACGAAGAAUGUUCCGACACAUACCGGGAUAUAAUUAAGAACACCACUGAUGAUUAUGAAGAUGAAAGAGAAACUAAUCUGGCCGCAGUGAUGGCAAAUUUAUGUAUGGAAGGAUCGAAUCGAGACGUUCAGUUACGGGAACACUCGUAUGAGUUGUCGUACAACAGCGCAUGUCAACUGGUGGGACGCCAGCAAUACGCAGACGCAGAGAAGAAGUUAAAAGUCAGUGAGAAACUCUGCAGAGAAUCUUUAGAAGACGACGGCACAGGAGAAGAAGAGAUUGAGGGUGAACUGGGCAUUAUCAAGGUACAGCUGGCUUACUGUCUUCAGAUGCUAGGUCGAGAAAAGGAAGCGCAGUCGAUCUACACGGCAGCUCUGAAGCAGAAGCCCGAUGACAUAGGCCUUGUGGCGAUUGCAAGUAAUAAUAUGGUCGUUAUUAACAAGGAUCAGAACGUAUUUGAUUCUAAGAAGAAGAUGAAAAAUGCCACCCUGGACGGAUUGGAACACAAGCUGACAUCGCGGCAGCGCAAGAACAUCGCCUUAAAUCACUGUUUGCUUGCCCUCUAUACAAAUCAGGGAGAACUGUGUCAGCAGUCGUGUGAGAAACUGGUGGCAUCGUACCCUGAUAUGAGGGCAGAAGUGGCCCUCAUCAGGGCCACGCAGUUUGCCAAGGACGGUAAAACUAAAGAGGCUGCUGCUAUUUUGGAUAAAGAGGCAAAGCAAGAUCAGGAGAAGAAAUUAGAACUGAAACUUGCAGCCGUGCAACUUCUCUUAGCGGAGGGUGACAGAAAAGAGGCUUGUCAAAUUUUACAAAAUUUAGGCGAAGCCACAUUCAAACCAGGCAUUGUUAGUGCAUUAGUUACACUUUACCUAGCGGAAGGAAGUCGUGACGGUGCUUCCAAAGUUCUAAAAGAUGCCGUCGACUGGUAUCGUAAGAACAAGGUUAGCACCGGAGAUCUGGGCACACUCUGGCGCCAGGCUGCGGACUUCCACCUGCGUGGGGGCGAGCCGGACGUGGCCGCUAAGAGUCUGGAGGAGCUAUUGAGAAUCAACCCAAGUGACAAAAAGACGCUGGCCCAGUUGGUUGUGGCAUAUUCACAGUUUGAUCCCAGUAAAGCUCAAACCCUUAGCAAACAGCUGCCGCAGUUAGACUUCACCCAGAGCACAGAUGUGGAUGCUUUAGAAACAUCCAACUGGAUGAUGGGAACGAAGGUUAUCAAGAGGACUGUGGCAAAAGUUGAGCCUUCCCCUGGCUCAAAGCCAGGCACGCCAGGAAAUGAACUAAUUCAGAAGAAAGCAAAACGUAAGCGAAAGGGCAAGCUACCUAAGAACUACGAUUCAAAUGUAACACCUGAUCCAGAACGCUGGUUACCAAAGCAUGAGCGGACAGGCUACCGUAAGAAGAAGGACCGGCGCAAUAAGGACAUCGGAAAGGGAACGCAGGGCGCAGCUACCGGCGCUAGCGACCAGUACGACAUGACGAAGAUGCAAAGUCAACAGUCGAAAGCCUCUCCGAACCCUAACAGUCCGAUCCAACCAGAAAGUACCGGGCCGAGACAGCAACAACGUAAAGUUCAGCAGAAGAAGAAAAAAAAGGGAGGAAAAUGGUAGACACGAGAUAAGAGACGGACGCCAUCAGACCUGCAGAAUGCGACUAAAGCUGUUUCAUGGGCUCAUGGCUCAGUAAAAUGUUGAAAUGUCCUAUAAUUAUCAUUUUGUUUUACUUUCAGUGGCUUUUUAUUUUUAUAUAAAAAGGGAUGAUUUUAUUUUAGAUUAGUCAUGGUCCAUCUACUGGUAAAAUAAAAUAUUAUAACUUGGUGAAAUUCAGAGGUGUUUGAAUAAAGCUGGUCUCGUGACUGAACAUCAUUCGUGCACAAAAAUAUUUUAAAAAAAUUGUGUGCAUCAGAAUUUAUUGCGGCUCCUGGCCGAAAGUUUCCAGCGAGACUGUGUUAAUAUUAAAAUUCUUCGUUGACGAGGCAAUUUGCCUGAUCCGGCUCUAAAGACAGUGCUUAAAAUUGUAAAAUUAUAACUAUAUAACAGUUUUGUCCGUCAUAUCCCUGAAAUAAGCCACUGAUUGGUAGGAUAUUAAUUUCAAGGCGUGUUAAAAUAAAAUUCAAACAAGAAAUUGACACAUUCCAUUACAA